UGUCAAUUUUGGAAAUGGCUGGCCAAUUGCAAUAAAAAGUGAUCUUGUUUUUUAUUAAUUGUUACAUAUUGUGAAAUGUAAAACUUAUUGUUGUAGAUAUAUUUGUCCCUUAACUUUAAAUACGUGUAGUUUUUAUAAAUAAACUAAAAUGUCACCUCGAAAACAGCCCAAUAGUUUGUUUAAAUUAUGCGUUAAGACUUGUAUUAGUUUAAUUAAUUCAGCUUGUUAUGUUAUUGAAAAGAGUUUUCCUGAAAAUAAAUUUGGGGAUUGCGAACGGGAGGCGUAUGCUUUAAAAUGCCAUUUAAUGUCUAUGCUACCAGCCAGGUUGUUCGAUGUUCUCUGUUUAGAAAGAACCUGUUGCCAGUACCGAGGCGACCCUCGAAUACAGCUUCAUGUCUUGACACAUCCCAAAAUGACAGUCUUCCGCAAAUGCGACCUUGACAAUGGUAUACCUCAACAUUUUUGGAUACAAAACCUCCCAAAUUUCACUCGCUUAGUUGUUUUAGACCUUAAAUUUGUCUGUACCGAUGAAAUCCUUCAAAUUGUUGGUUCAAAUUGUUUACUACUCGAAGAGAUUAAUAUUGUUUCGAAAGUUGAUAUUGGCAAAUCGCUUAUCAACGCUUCCGUUUUGAUUAGGAAUGUUUCAGACGCAGGUCUAUAUUCAAUAGUGAAUUUGAAACAGUUACGCAUACUAGCUAUGGACCCGCCUCGCAACGAGCGUGCCAAUAGAUUAGGGCGAUGUGUUUCACAAGCUGGUAUCAUAAUGUUAAUCAGUGAACUCCCUUAUUUAGAAGAAUUGAGGAUCGAAUCCUGCGAUAUUGGUGCCACUUUAAUCACAACAUGUGUAGAUAUCGGUCCUUUGAGUUUGAAAAAAAUAAAUUGCCACUUCGCUUCAGGGGAAGGUAUUAAAAAAUUAAUUAAAAUCUGUCCAUAUUUAAAGGAAUUAUCAGUUACUCAUCUAUCCGCUCAUAAUAAAGAUGCCAUUUUAGAACAACUUGCUUUAAGUGAUUUGAGAUUAACACGUUUAGAUCUAUCAUUCUUUUUUUAUUCUGAUUCGAUGCAACGGCUUUUAGCUGUCAAAGGCAGUUAUUUAACCCAUUUCUCUUUAUGGGAGAUCGAACAUUCUCUGACAUUAGAAGCGAUAGUUUCCAUCGGUGAACAUUGUCCUAACCUAAUCACCCUUUGUCUUAUGACCCAGUCUAAAUGUUUAGUCACACCCAGAUACUUUAGAAAACCCGACAAAAUCUUCAGACAUCUUAGAAAUUUGACAAUAGGUAAUGAUAAUUACAGCAUCCAUAGUAUAUUGACAUUUUUCCUUGACUGCACGGACAAUUUACAGAAAUUAGUUUUAAAAUAUCAAACAAAGAUGAAUAUUGAUGACACAUUGUUACAGUUGAUAGAAAAAGGUAAAUUAAAAAAAUUAAACUGUCUAUGGUUGGAUUGUACUUUGGAAGUAUCGAAGCAGGUUGUUAAACAAAUGAUACAACAUUGUGAACACUUACAAAUGUUCACAGUAGAUUUCACCGAAGACAUAAGCGAUGUACAGAAAUACAUAUGUGAAAACAAUUUGGAUAUUAAGCUUGGGGGUUACUAGCCCCUUUUAGUGUAUUUUAUGUGUUUCGCUUACAGAUAAAUAUAAGGUUAUUUUACAGAAA
Molecule: messenger RNA, 1655 nt
Organism: Papilio polytes (common Mormon)
Lineage: Eukaryota; Metazoa; Arthropoda; Insecta; Lepidoptera; Papilionidae
Exons: 2
Coding region: 149-1594 (481 amino acids)
Biological process (GO): SCF-dependent proteasomal ubiquitin-dependent protein catabolic process
Cellular component (GO): SCF ubiquitin ligase complex
Source: RefSeq, a predicted model, not a curated record